Messenger RNA from Leptopilina heterotoma, 1679 nucleotides. It is a transcript of the gene Mfap1, whose product is annotated as microfibrillar-associated protein 1. Lineage: Eukaryota; Metazoa; Arthropoda; Insecta; Hymenoptera; Figitidae. Bases 165 to 1541 code for a protein of 458 amino acids. The record is from RefSeq and is a predicted model, not a curated record. Gene Ontology annotation, biological process: mRNA splicing, via spliceosome. Gene Ontology annotation, molecular function: RNA binding. The transcript has 2 exons. Gene Ontology annotation, cellular component: U2-type spliceosomal complex.
AUGUGGUUUCCCAACUCUGAUGCUAAGAAACUGUCAAUUGCUGUCAAUCGUGUUUUCGCAAUUGUUAAUGUGAUUAUUUACGAUUUAUUAUUUGUAUGUAUUUAAUAUUUACAUAAUUGUGGAUUAAUUAUAAUAAAGAGGAGGAUUAAAUAAACGGCCUCAAGAUGAUGAUGGAUUAUUUUGUCACGAAUAAUUCCCUGGCUCCAGCUCCAAUGGGAAUACAGAGUACAGCUGGAGCUGUUCCUGUUAAAAAUGAUAAAGGAGAGUUGUCUAUGAAAAAAGUAAAAGUCCAUCGCUACGUAUCCGGUAAACGUCCCGAUUACGCUCCAGCGGCAAGUUCCGAUGAAGAAUCAGAGGAAGACGAUUUCCUCGAGAAGCGAGUUUACAAAACCUACGAGGAAGCCGAGGGCAGUGCAGAAAUUGUCGAACCACCGCGCAGUAAAAUUGGCGACGAGGACGAUCCCCGUCUACGUCGUUUAACACGUUUAAAUAAACAAAAGGAGGCCGACACCGAAAUUCGUGCCGAACGCCAUAGACACGUCUACGAGCCCGAGGUCCUCGAAACAGUUCCCGAUCGUCUACGCGAGAGAAUAAAACUCGAGAGUUCAGAUUCUUCCGAAGAUGAAGAAUUAUCCGAUACAGAAAUUGAGAAACGUCGCGAGGAACUCAAGAAACGUGUUAUGUCCAAAAAAGAUGCCGACGAGGAUCUAAUACAAGAAGAGGAUGAGGAGAAAUCAGGCGACAGUUCAGAGGAGACCUCCGAAUAUGAGGAAUACACCGAUUCAGAGGAGGAAACCGGUCCCAGAUUGAAGCCAAUUUUCGUCAGCAAAAAGGAUCGUAUCACAGUGAUGGAGAAGGAAAAGGAGAUAUUCAAGCAGAAACAAGCGGAAGCAGAGGCGAAAAAAAUGGCCGAGGAGAGACGAAAGCAAACAUUGAGAAUUGUCGAGGAUAUCGUUCGCAAGGACACGCAAGUCAGUAAAGUGAAUAGCGAUAUUGACAGUAAACUCGAGGACGUUUGUACCGACGAUGAGAAUGAUGAGGCCGAAUACGAGGCGUGGAAAUUGCGUGAAUUAAAGCGAAUUAAACGCGAUCGUGAGGAGCGCGAACAAAUGGAGAAGGAGCGUUUGGAAGUUGAACAACUUCGUACAAUGACUGAGGAGGAACGUCGACAAGAGGCGCGUCUCAAUCCACGAACAAUCACAAAUAAGGCGGCGAAAGGAAAGUACAAAUUUUUACAAAAAUACUAUCAUCGCGGUGCAUUUUAUCUCGAUAAGGACGAUGCCAUUUUCAAGAGGGACUUUUCCGGUGCCACAUUGGAGGAUCACUUUGACAAGACGGUGUUGCCGAAAGUUAUGCAAGUCAAGAACUUUGGUCGCAGUGGUCGUACGAAAUACACGCAUCUUGUCGAUCAAGACACAACACAAUUUGAUUCGCCAUGGAUUUCGGAAACUGCUCAGAAUUUGAAAUUCCAUAAUUAUCAAGCGGCGGGAAUAAAGCAGGUGUUUGAUCGUCCAUCAUUGAAGAAACGGAAAAAUGAAUAAAAAAAAUAUAUAUUGUGAAGGGUAAAUUUUUCUUACUUUUAAUAUUUCAUUUAAAUUAGAGGAUAGAUUUUUGAUCUUAAUUUAAGUUAAACAAAUAUUAAUGAAUUAUUGCAAAUAAAAACGAAAUAAAAUCUUAAA